UGUUGUAUCGGGAUGUUUGAAAAUUCAUUGUGUAUUUUAUAGCGAAAUAAAAACUUUAUUAUUAAACUCAUCUGUCUGUUAGACUCAUCUUUAAAAUUCACAGAAAUAUUCAGGGCUUAAUUAAAUUUCAGAUCUAGAUCUAGUCUAGAUUUGUUCAGUUCUAUGCUGCUGCCGAAUCCAGUGAUGCCGGACACUCACAGAUUCUUUUUUGAUGUCCACGUUGCUAGUUUUGUAUUGGAUAAUCAAUCAUGUUCUAGGUGAUUCAAUGCUGUAUUACACACAUUUUAAUAAGUCUCUGACUUGCAUUGAUGGCAUUGUCCAUUUUGAGCUGACCAUUGACUGGCGACAGAAAAAUUCCAAUUUUAGGCCUGAUACUGUUGUCGUUGCUGCUAAUAAAGGAAUUCUACAGUCUGAAAAUUUUACAAAAAUCUGUCAAAUUCAACUCCCUCCUGGUAAAUGUGGCUUGAAAAACAGUACAGUGUGCUUCUGCUCCUUCAGCAAUGAUUCCAUCACAGUCCUGAGCAUCCAAUUCAGAGCAACGCCAGAUAUCAGUAAGGCUGGCUUCCUGGCCUAUUUUCUACAUAAAGGUACAUUCGGUCCACCACUGGAUACCCUUUACCUCCAUCAAAUCUAUGGCCAGGACUCGGCAACCUUGACGAUGAACGGCAUACCCUUUGACUUAAACUUUUGCAAUGUCAGUGUGACCCCUAAUACCCGAUUACGACUGAAGUUUUGCGCCCACAACCUCAGCGGUAACGCCCAGCUGUACAGGAUCUACAGAUCUUCCCUGUUAUGCCGGUACCCAGGGGGCGAGCUGUGUUUAAUUGACGAGAUCCUUGUCACUGAAGAGCAUAGUCACUUUGAGCUGGGUUAUAUUGACCAGUGUCAGAGGACUGCAGCCUUUUAUUGUGCCAUAUAUGUAUUCUCUAAAUCGGAACCCCAGGAAUGCUCCUUCUGCAAAGAGGAUUCAGUUGGACAGCUCAUUGGGUUUGUUAUGGUCUCAGUGUUGGCAUCUUCCAUUUUGGCUUGCGCUAUUUGUUAUAUUAAGAUCCAUAUGUGCCCGUUGCUUGUGCCUGAUGAGUUGGAUGAGGCCGAGGGGACAAACACCCUCACACCUUCACCAAAGUCAAACGCACCCACACCUUCACCAAAGUCGCACAAGUCUGUGGAAAUCUUUCCGUCUUCUUAUCGGAUUCGAUCUCCUUCCAAACAGUCCAAGUCUCCAGCGUGUUCACCGAAUAUAGACAUUGAACCUAAGGGAGGCAACAUCUUACAGAGUGAUUUGGGUCAAUCUACUAUAGAAGUAGAUCAACAGUAGCAGCAGUUAUCUAUAGGAUUGCAUCUUUUUUUCUACACCAUUCAAUGUGACUAUACUAGUAUAAUGUAUGUAUAGCCCACUGUGACUGUCUCACCUAUAUAAUGUAGUGUUAUAUCAAAUUCUGAAUUAAAAGUAAUUAGCUUCACUAAAUAUUUAUAAUGACUUUUCAGAUAAUGCUCUUAAAACCAUGAUGUGAUUCUUUGUCUCUUUGCAGAUCAUGUACAAUGUGUGAACAAUGAAAUGUUUGCUUAGUGUAGCUUAUUUGUCUGUGUGUGUGUGCUUUGUUUCGAUUUAGAAACAGUCAACUGUUUUUUAUUUGUCUAAUAAAUACAAAUAUUG
Molecule: messenger RNA, 1657 nt
Organism: Biomphalaria glabrata
Lineage: Eukaryota; Metazoa; Mollusca; Gastropoda; Planorbidae
Exons: 9
Coding region: 212-1318 (368 amino acids)
Source: RefSeq, a predicted model, not a curated record